Oncorhynchus keta (chum salmon) is the source of this 3201-nucleotide messenger RNA. It is a transcript of the gene ghra, whose product is annotated as growth hormone receptor a. The coding region runs from base 140 to 2164 and encodes 674 amino acids. Gene Ontology annotation, molecular function: protein binding. The transcript has 9 exons. NCBI's taxonomy places the organism in Eukaryota, Metazoa, Chordata, Actinopteri, Salmoniformes, Salmonidae. The record is from RefSeq and is a predicted model, not a curated record.
GCACUCACUGUACCUCUAUGAAUCCCUGUCGUACAUGUCUUCAUCCCAGACGAAAUAAUAUAGCGAUAGUGUCAAUUUGGUCGUAUAGAGGAUUCAAUCAAAAAAUAGUAGCUGUUAGUAGUGAUCACUCAUAGCUUGAAUGAAGUAUGGUAAUGUUAACAUUAGAUUGGUUUCUUUAUUAAGGCUACAUUGUCCGUUGAGGGGGUUAGGCUACAUCGUGGAGUUAAAAGGCGUACCAGUUGUGUCUGUCCUGGUUCUGUCAGAUGAACAAAUCGUAAGAAGUCGACACCACUCACGCAUUUUUCCAGCUGACAACAUAGUAUUAGAUCCCUUUGUCCAUGCUCCUCAUUUCACUGGGUGUAAAUCCAGGGAGCUUGUGACGUUUAGCUGUUGGUGGAGCGCCGGAAGCUUCCAGAAUCUCACGGAACCCGGAGCACUGCAGAUGUUCUACUGGAAGAAAACUGAUUUGACGAAAGAAUGGAGGGAGUGCCCUGACUACUCCUCCUCUGUUAAGAAUGAAUGUUUCUUCAAUAAGAACAACACAGUUAUCUGGACGACCUACUGUGUGCGGCUCAGCUCCAAAAGCCAGAACAUCACCUACGAUGAAUUGUGUUUCGAAUUGCAGGACAUCGUGCACCCUGAUCCCCCGGUGGCCCUGAACUGGACGCUGUUGAACGUCAGCCGGUCGGGCCUGAACUAUGACAUCAUGGCGAGCUGGGAACCCCCGCCCUCGGCUGACGUAUCCGUUGGAUGGUUGACACUGGUGUACGAACUCCAGUUCAGGAGGAGGAACAGCUCACACUGGAAAGUGUUGGAGCAUGAGUUUGGCACUCAGAAGUCAAUCUACGGCCUUAGUACAGGAGAGGAGUAUGAGGUGCGCGUGCACUGCUCAAUGAGGGCCUUCAAUAACUUUGGGGAGUUCAGUGAUGCCAUCUUUGUCCAUGUGUCAGAGAUUCCCAGUAAAGAGUCCACGUUCACUGUGACUCUGGUCCUGAUCUUCGGGGCUGUGGGAGUGGCCAUUUUCCUCAUGCUCAUCAUCUUCUCUCAGCAGCAGAGACUUAUGGUGAUUCUUCUGCCUCCUGUUCCUGCACCCAAAAUCAAAGGGAUUGACACAGAACUGCUUAAGAAGCGAAAGCUGAAUGAGCUGAACUUCCUCCUGAGUGUUGGUGGCAUGGGGGGUCUCCACCCCUACCCCCCUGACCUGUACCAGGACGAGCCCUGGAUGGAGUUCACCGAGCUGGACACAGACGAGCCUGAGCCUGGGGAGAAGGAGGACAACCAGAGACUGCUGAGCCUGGGUCACAACAACCACUGCACAAACCAUGGCUGCUCUCACACCCUCAGCAUCCCAGAUAAUGACUAUGAUCCAGAGCUGCCUGACCAGGAGACCCUAAUGUUGAUGGCCGCCCUCCUGUCCAGCCAACCUGAAAAAGUUGAACCCUGCCUGGGGAACCAGCGGAGCCACUCCAACCCCCCGGCUCUAGAGGUGCUGGAUGUCCCAUGCCCAAGGCUCCAAGCUUCAGAGAGAGGGGAGAGGCCCCUGGUCCAGACACAGCUGGGAGGCCCUCAUAGCUGGGUCAACAUAAACUUCUAUGCCCAGGUCAGCGAUGUAAUGCCCGCUGGAGGGGUGGUGCUCUCACCAGGCCAGCAGGUCAGAGCCCCGGAGAAUGCUAUAACAACAGAGGAGGAUAAGAAGAAGAUUGGGAAGAUGGAAGGAGGAGAGGAGGAGAGUGAAGGGGAGGAGGAGGAGGAGGAGGAGGAGGAGAGAAUAAAUAAGAAAUUUCCAUCUCAGCUGCUGGUGGUGGAUCCUGAGGCUGGGGGCUACACGACAGAGAGUAGUGGCCGGCAAAUCAGUACCCCUGACCCCUCCUCACCUGGGGAGGUUUACCACGCCUUCCCCCCACCUCCCCCCUAUCUCCUGCAUACCACCCCCCUAGGGGACUACCAGUCCCUGUACAUCCUUCCCAACUCCCCUGCUCAGUUCCUGCCCCCUGUUUUGGACUACACUGUGGUUCAAGAUGUUGACUCCCAGCAUAGCCUUCUCCUCAACCCUCCUUCCCCCCAGGGGUCCCCCUCCUGCCCCCCACAACCACCCUCCAAGCCCCUGCCCACAAUGCCUAUAGGGUACCUCACCCCGGACCUGUUAGGCAACCUCUUGCCUUAAAGAAAAAAACACCACCCAGGGGGCCUUGGGGCAUAGAGGUCAGAGUUCACAGGCCAGGAAGUCAGUAAUCAUCCCAGAAAGACAGUCUUGUUCUACCUGAAACCAAUUAUGUUACGGGACAGACAGGCACAAUGUUUGUUUGAGAGGGUGAUUGAAGGGAAGCUGGGAAAGAGAAACGUUUCGAUGUUGUGUUUGGGUUUUAUAUAAGUGAUACUGGAACUUGAGGAAAGAGUAAAUUGGCCUUUCUGGUUUGACAGAGCUUAAAGGAAGACUUGUGUUGACUAAGACCGAGACACCCAAAAACCCACAGUCUGAACCCUUUAAAUGUCUGAAACCUUUAAAUGCACAGAUUUCUAAUAUAAUGUUACACACAGAUAAACGUAUGCACCACAAAUACGCAGACAGACAAGCUCAGACAUGAUUCUAGUUGUAUGUUAUCUGAUACCUUUAAGUAUCUAUCAUUUGACUGAUUAAGUGCUAUGUAAACAUUUUCCUCGCAGACACACCCAGUCCCACCUUAAUGUUUCCUACUAUGAUCUAUUAUAGAAAUGUCAGAGAGAAGUGAGUAAAGAAACAAGCUCACAUAUGUCAUAUAACAUAUAGAUAUUUAAUACUGUAGCAUAUUGGCUUAAGUCUUAACUAUACUGUAGAUGGAUCAAGUAACAGAAUGUAAUGGAGAAUAACAAGCACAUUUAUAGAAUCACACACACGCGCACACAUUUACAUCAUCGUUAUCGCCUCAUUAAUUGACAGAACACUUAAGUGUGCUGUUUUGUCAAACUUACCGCUACAAUGAGCGCAAAGUGACUAUUUGUUAUUGGUGACUAUUGUCGUUCAUUUAGCACUCGUUAUUUUGCUUAGUAGCACAUUUUCAUGCUUAUAUUUAGCUUUGAAUUCUUGCAGCAGAAUCAUCGAAUCGUUACCAGACUGAGGUCACAGUAUUGAACACAGCCAUUAGACAACCGGUCUGUACUCAAUGUGAAAACUCACUCUGAUUACCAUAAUAAAUAGAGAACAAGGAAGCUCAUAACAGCGAA